AUGUCGUCAUUGUCGUCAUUGAUUAACAAAGAGUAUGACAAAAAAAAAUUUGAAUUCGUUUCACAGCAUUUGUAUAACGAAGUAUACAGAGAAAGCUUACAUGUUAAUUCGAAAUUAAAAGAAGAACUUCAAGAAAGCAAUGACCAAUUCGAAAAACUUCAACGACAUGCUCUAAAUUCAGAAAAGCAAAAAUUAGAAGAAAGUCAAAGGCUUAAACAGUUACAAAAAAGUGAUGAGCAGUUAGAAAAAUAUCAACUACAUGUUCUAAAGUUAGAAAAGCAAAAAUUAGAAGAAAGUCAAAGGUUUAAACAGUUACAUGAGAAUCUUCAAGAAAAAAAUCGAGAAAUCACACGCAUUAAUUCCGAAUUAAAUGUAAGGCUACAAGAAAGUGAUGAGCAAUUAGAAAAGUUUCAACGAUAUGUUCUAAAUUUAGAACAGCAAAAAAUUGAAAUUAAAAAAAUAGUAUCACAAAAUUUAGAAAAAACUAUAAUUAAUGAGAAUGACAAUGGAAUUAAGAAAAUUAAUACGCCCUUAAUUAGUGAAGGCAAUGAACAGAAAGAUAGUUUCUUAAUUAAUAAUAAUAGUCAUAAACUUGCCAAACAAAUUGAACAUUCGUGGAGCUUAAAUGAUCAUGCAUGUAUUCGAAUCGUAAUUGGGUUAGACUUUGGAAUAUCUUACACUGGAUUUGCUUAUUGCCAUGUUAGCAGCAACGAGGAUAUAAUUUCACAUAACUCAUGGCCUGGAACUUUAGGGCAACUUAAAACUGAUGCUGUUCUUCAAUACGAUGAUGUUUAUGAUAAUGUAAUUUUGUGGGGUUUUCCAGCUUUAACUAAAAGAUCAUAUGGUCAAAAUGGAGGUAGAGAUAAUAAAACGAAACCGGUUCAAUUAUUUAAUUCACAUUUGAGCAAUUUACCGGAUAAGUUAAAACCGAAACUCCAAAUUGAAUAUAUAAAAGCUAUGACUGAUUAUCUUAGAGAAAUCGGAAUAGUGAUGAAGGAGACAAUUUCAACACGAUAUCCAGGAAUUAAUUUUUUGUCAAACAUAUUAUUAGUUGUUACAUGUCCUGAAGAAUAUUCGGAUAACGCAAAAGUGAUUAUGAGAGAAUGCGCGUUUAAAGCAGGGUUGAUUAAAGAUAAAUGUUCAAGGAAAUUGCAAUUAAUUACAGAAGCUGAAGCUGCAGCAAUAUAUUGUAUUUUUAGAGAGCACGAUCUGAAUAAAGUAGGAACACCUUUUAUGGUUGUCGAUUGUGAUGAAACAGUAAAUUUGACUAUUUUUAAACUUAAUAAUGAAAAAAAAGUGGAUCUAGUUACUAAAAAAUCUUACAAAUGUGGAAAUACUUUUAUUAAUUCUGAAUUUAUUAAAUACUUGCGUAAAAAGCUUGGUGAUAGACCUCUUAAUUUGUUAAGUGACAAUUAUUAUGUGCAGAUGCAAUAUUUAAUUCGAGAAUUUUCUCGACGGUGUAUAUUACCUUUUACGGGUGCAGAAAAAGACUUUACUUAUGAGUUGGAUAUUGAUGAAACAAUUCCUAUAGUAAAACGAUAUAUUUCUGAUGAGAGUAGAAAAUAUUUAGAAUCAAUUGAAUGGACAAUUGAGCUUGGUUCUAAUGACAUAAAGUCGAUCUUUGACCCUUUUAUCAAAAACUUAAUUCAGUUAAUUCAUACAGAACUCGAUAGAAGUCGGUAUAUGUGUUCAGAAUUGUUCUUAAUUGGAAGUUUUGGUGAAUCAAAAUAUUUACAGAACUCAAUGAAUAUUUCUGUUCCCACUAGAACAAUAGUUGCAACUGCACAAGGAGCCGUAAAGUAUGGAUUAUAUAAUUUAAAUUGUUAA
Molecule: messenger RNA, 1827 nt
Organism: Funneliformis geosporum
Lineage: Eukaryota; Fungi; Glomeromycota; Glomeromycetes; Glomerales; Glomeraceae
Source: the annotation of a GenBank genome assembly